GUCACAGACGCAAAGACUGCUGGUACUACGCUGUCAUGGCUCCGAACGUAAACAGAAAGCURUGAACUACGAUUAUUUUUGUUGUAGCGUUUUGUCAAACUUUAUUCAUUUAUAACCUAGGAAAGAAGAGAGAGGAUGAGCUAGCAUGUCCGGGGUAAGCAAGGCCGUUGAGUUCCAGCUUCAGGUGAAACAAAACUCGGAGGAUCUGCAGAGCUUCAUGAAGGAGCUGGAAAGCUGGGAGAAAGACAUGAAGAAGAAAGAUGAGGAGCUGAGGACGGGGGGAGUCCAAGAGAAAACACUCCCACCUGUGCGCAACAAAGACUACAAAACAAAGAAAAGGGAAAAGAGAAAGAAGAAGAAGGAGCCUGGAGAUUGUGACAAAUCAGAGGAGUCUAACAGGGACCCUAGGCUGAAAUCAUACGACUAUCGUUCAUGGGACAAGUUUGAUGUGGAUAAAGCUCUAGCAGAAAUCGACAAGGAGGACUGUCUCGCUGAUUCAAACGAGUCGGACUCAGAGGACAACGCAGCUGAUCAGGAGAAAGCUCUGGCUGAGAAGGAACAGGGUAACAAGUUCUUCAAAGAUGGGAGGUACGAYGACGCCAUCGAGUGUUACACCAGAGGGAUGGCUGCAGAUCCGUACAACCCUGUUCUCCCCACAAACAGAGCCACGGCCUUCUUCAGGCUGAAAAAAUCCUGGGACGUCAGGGUGACCCGGGUGAGGGGGAGCAGCCGGCGGAGGCUCCAACGGUCCAUCCUGAUGARCAGAGACGAGUGGAGGAGCAGCAGAGGAAACAGGAGGCGGUUCUUUACAAAGACAGGGGGAACUCCUACUUUAAAGAGGGGAAGUACGAAGCAGCUGUAGAAUGCUACACUAAAGGCAUGGAGGCMGACAACAUGAACGUUCUUCUUCCUGCCAACAGAGCCAUGGCCUUCCUCAAGCUGGAGAAGUAUCAGGAGGCAGAGGAGGACUGCACCGCUGCCAUUUCCCUGGACCCCUCCUACUCCAAGGCUUUCGCCCGCCGAGGCACCGCCAGAGCAGCUCUGAGGAAACUGGAGGAGGCCCGAGAAGAUUUUCAGCAGCUGCUAAAACUGGAACCAGGAAAUAGACAGGCCCUGAACGAGCUGCAGAAACUCCAGAUUGAGACGGGUUGUCCUCACCCAGAGGACACGUCACAGAGGAGAACAGUCCAGCCAAUAGACAAACCAGAACACCUGCGUUCAACUAAAGCUCUGAGGAGGAUCCACAUCGAGGAGAUCAGCGGGGAGCUWCCUGUCCUUGAGGUGGAGUCCUCCAGUUCUUCUGUCCAGGAAGUGGAGAGGAAGACCGAGGAAGAGUCCUCUCCUCUGUCGAUGUCUCCCAGCGCCAAGAUGAUCAAGAUAGAGGACACGACGGACGCACCUGAUGACAGAACCUCCAGACAACCAGCGCAGGAGGAAACUUCUCAACCACCUGAACCGUCAAGCCCCGCCCCCUUGACUGAGACAGACGUGCCUCCUCCACCCGCCAGCGCCUUCCAGCUGGAGUCCGACCUCCGAAGGAUCAGAAACCAGCCGGAGCUGGUCUACAGAUACCUGCGGCAAAUCAAACCUGAAGCUUACAGCAACAUUUUCAAGAACUCUCUAGAACCGGACCUCUUCAAUCAGAUCCUGAAGACGCUGCGAGAUUUCUUCAUGCAGAGUGAAGCUCCGGCGGCCAUCUUGGACACCCUCAGCAGUCUGGCGAGCGUACGGCGCUUCGACAUGACCGUCAUGUUCAUGUCGUCCCAGGAGAAGGAAGUACUCAAAGAACUGUUCGACUUCCUCCUCCGGUCUGAGCUGGACCGACCCGCCGUCAUGGCCCUGCAGAAGAAGUACGGAGUCUGAAACUCAGACUCAAGAAGAACCUGCAAACUGAAAUCCCGGACAGCCGAUUUCCAGUUUACAGACGACCUCAGCACGGUUUGAAGGAUGGUUGGGUCUUUGUGGGAAGUCAGAGCUGYUGAAAUGUUCUGCUAAAUAUAUCCGGACAGAACCAGAUUAGACCGGACUGAACUGUAAGAGGACGAGUGUUCGUACAAACCAAARCAGAUUGUGUCAUUUUAAAACACCAAUAAAUGUUUGAGUUUGAGUACGUUA
This is a messenger RNA of Austrofundulus limnaeus, 2115 nucleotides long. It is a transcript of the gene rpap3, whose product is annotated as RNA polymerase II associated protein 3. The record is from RefSeq and is a predicted model, not a curated record. NCBI's taxonomy places the organism in Eukaryota, Metazoa, Chordata, Actinopteri, Cyprinodontiformes, Rivulidae. Gene Ontology annotation, molecular function: protein binding. Gene Ontology annotation, cellular component: protein folding chaperone complex.